Messenger RNA from Panicum hallii, 2051 nucleotides. Its product is annotated as pectinesterase-like. Gene Ontology annotation, molecular function: pectinesterase activity; pectinesterase inhibitor activity. The record is from RefSeq and is a predicted model, not a curated record. Bases 1 to 1794 code for a protein of 597 amino acids. Gene Ontology annotation, biological process: cell wall modification. The transcript is spliced from 2 exons. Lineage: Eukaryota; Viridiplantae; Streptophyta; Magnoliopsida; Poales; Poaceae.
AUGCCGCCUCGGCCUAAGCUCAGAGCAGCCGCGGCCAAGCUCCCCCUCACCGCCACCUUCCUAUCCCUCGCCCUUCUCCUCCUGCCGCUCGGCUUCGUCGCCACCCACACGGCAUUCUCCGGUGGCGUCGCCGUGUCCACGUUCGCCACCGCCGACGAGCGCCACCGCGAAGAACGGGUGCUUCUUGCGGGUAAGGACGGCGGCAAUGCCGACGCGGACGCCGCUGCCGCCGCCGCGGAGCACGCGGCCGCCGUGGACCGGCACUGCGCCGGCACGCUGCACCGCGACGUGUGCGCGUCGACGCUCGCCACCAUCCCGAACCUCGCACAGAAGCCGCUGCGGGACGUGAUCUCCGACGUGGUGGCGCGCGCGGCGGCGGCGGUGCGCGCGUCCUCGUCCAACUGCUCGUCCUACCUCCGUCGCCCCCAGGGCCUGCGCGUGCGCGACCGCCUGGCGCUGUCCGACUGCCUGGAGCUGUUCGGGCGCACGCUGGGGCAGCUGGGCACGGCGGCGGACGAGCUGUCGGCGGGGAACCGCACGGCGGAGGGGUCCAUCGCGGGCGUCCAGACCGUGCUCUCGGCCGCCCUGACGAACCAGUACACCUGCCUGGAGGGGUUCGCGGGCCCGUCGGCGUCGGAGGAUGGGCGCGUCCGGCCCUACAUCCAGGGCCGCAUCUACCACGUGGCCCACCUGGUGUCCAACUCCCUCGCCAUGCUGCGCCGCCUCCCGCAGCGCCGCCGCCGGCGCGAGGCGCUGGAGGGGUACGGGCGGGUGCGGCGCGGGUUCCCGUCGUGGGUGUCGGCGGGGGACCGGAGGCGGCUGCUGCAGCAGCAGGCGGGCGCGGCGCCGGCGGACCUGGUGGUGGCCAAGGACGGGAGCGGCAACUUCACGACGGUGGGCGAGGCGGUGGCGGCGGCGCCCAACAACAGCGAGGCGCGCUUCGUGAUCUACAUCAAGGCGGGCGGGUACUUCGAGAACGUGGAGGUCGGGGCCGAGAAGACGAACCUGAUGUUCCUCGGCGACGGCAUGUGGAAGACGGUGAUCAAGGCCAGCCGCAACGUCGCCGACAACUCCACCACCUUCCGCUCCGCAACGCUAGCGGUGGUCGGCACGGGGUUCCUGGCGCGCGACCUGACGGUGGAGAACGCGGCGGGGCCGAGCAAGCACCAGGCCGUGGCGCUGCGCGUCAACGCCGACCUCGCCGCCUUCUACCGCUGCAGCUUCGCGGGCUACCAGGACACGCUCUACGCCCACUCCCUCCGCCAGUUCUACCGCGACUGCGACGUCUACGGCACCGUCGACUUCGUCUUCGGGGACGCCGCCGUCGUGCUCCAGGGCUGCAGCCUCUACGCGCGCCGCCCGGAACCCGGCCAGAAGAACGUCGUCACCGCGCAGGGCCGCGAGGACCCCAACCAGAACACGGGCAUCGUCGUGCAGGGCGGCAAGGUCGCCGCCGCCGCCGACCUCAUCCCCGUCCUCGCCAACUUCUCGUCCUACCUCGGCCGGCCAUGGAAGCUCUACUCGCGGGCGGUGUUCGUGCAGACCAAGAUCGAGGGCCUCAUCCACCCGAGGGGAUGGCUCGAGUGGAACGGGAGCUUCGCGCUCGACACGCUCUACUACGCCGAGUACAUGAACCGUGGGCCCGGCGCAAACACGUCGGCGAGGGUGGCCUGGCCCGGCUACCACGUGCUCACCAACGCCACCGUCGCCGCCAACUUCACCGUGCUCAACUUCAUUCAGGGCGACCUCUGGCUCAACUCCACUACCUUCCCCUACACACUGGGCUUGAGUUAGUUGCACAACCCAAUGCAUGAGCUGCUGCCUGCUGGUUCGAUCGAUCCAAUAUAUAUGGGGAUUUUUUUUAGCCCAUCUUUUUUUGGUUCUCUCUUCUUUAGAAGAAUAAUAAGGGAAGGUGGUUGGGGCUCAGCUCAGGUUCCGUAGUUCCUAGUAGUCCUGAAAGCUGGACCUCUGCUACUACAUGUGUUUCCAUAUGAUUCUUGGUUAAUGUCUGUAAAAGCCGAAGGCUAGUCAUGGACGGAGAUGACCUCUCA